This is a messenger RNA of Cricetulus griseus (Chinese hamster), 762 nucleotides long. Lineage: Eukaryota; Metazoa; Chordata; Mammalia; Rodentia; Cricetidae. The record is from RefSeq and is a predicted model, not a curated record.
AUGACCCUCUCUUGCUGCCCACCUUGCUGUCAGCCUGGCUGCUGCAAGACCACCUACUGCUGGACCACCUGCUGCCCACCCUGCUGCCCUGAGUCCAACUGCUGCCAGCCUUGCUGUCCCCCAAGUUGCUGCAGCAAAUCCUGCUGCCAGUCCAGCAGUAGCAACAACAAAACUGACAGCACUGAGUCCCAGCCCUGCUGCCCACCAACCUGCUGUGAAAGCACCUGUUGCAAGACUACCUGUUGCAAGCCAACUGGUGUCAGCAUCUGCUGCAGCACACCCUGUUGCCAGCCCUGCUGCUGUGUGCCCACCUGCUGCCAGCCCUGCUGCCAGCCCAGCUCCAUAAAGAUCUGCUGUCAGCCAACUUGCUGUGAAACCAGCUGCUGCAAGACAACCAGUAGCAAAUCUAAUUGUGUGACCAUUGGUUGCAGCCCACCCUGCUGCCAGCCCUGCUGUUGUGUGCCCACCUGCUGCCAGCCCUGCUGCCAGCCCAGCUCCAUAAAGAUCUGCUGUCAGCCAACUUGCUGUGAAACCAGCUGCUGCAAGACAACCAGUAGCAAAUCUAAUUGUGUGACCAUUGGUUGCAGCCCACCCUGCUGCCAGCCCUGCUGUUGUGUGCCCACCUGCUGCCAGCCCUGCUUCUUCCAGCUGUGCUGCCAACCAACCUGCUGUGAAACCAGCAGCUCUGAGACCACCUCUCUCAAACCAACCUGUGUGACCAUCAGCUGCAGCACUCACUGCUGCCAGUCCUGCUGCUGCUGA